Messenger RNA from Zingiber officinale, 483 nucleotides. RefSeq lists its product as uncharacterized. The transcript has a single exon. The annotation marks the transcript as partial. Lineage: Eukaryota; Viridiplantae; Streptophyta; Magnoliopsida; Zingiberales; Zingiberaceae. The record is from RefSeq and is a predicted model, not a curated record.
UCGCGGCCGUCGUUGGAGGAGGCGGCGCUGGUGUCGAAGAAGGAGACGGUCUUGGGAAAGCGAAGCUUCGCCGCGCGGGCCAAGUUCGAUAGCCAGCGAAGCAAGGAACACGACAUCGUGGUGGAGCACUCCAUCUCCGACCAGACCAAGGACCGCGACGGCACCGAGCUGUGGAUCACCGUCGACGGCGCCGUCCUCGUCCACGUCGGCAACCUCCAGUGGAAGUUCCGCGGCAGCCAGAUCGUGUGGAUCGACCAGCUCCCGGUCCAGGUCAUCUGGGACGCCCACGACUGGCUCUUCAAGCCCCACGGCCUCACCCACGCCCUCUUCUUGUUCAAGCCCGGCCUGCCGGAGCCCAUCCCUGCGCCGCCUGAAGCAAACGAGCCCGACAAUGCUGCCGUCAUGGUUAACGACGAUGUUAGCGCUGCAGGUGGACAUUCUUCGGAGUUUUGCUUCUUCCUGCACGCUUGGAAGAUCGAAUGA